GAUGAGAAGGGGAAGUGUAAGCAACAGCAAAGUUCACUAAAUCCAACUCUGAAAACAGAGACACGCAGAUUAUAUUCUCCCAAACAGGUCUGAUCAGACAAGUUACAGGAUGGCUCAAGGCUGCCUCAAGUGUCUAAAGCUCACCAUGUGUGCUGCCAACUUCCUUUGUUUUAUGUGUGGGGUGGCCGUGCUGGGUUUCGGCGUGUACAUGAUGAUUAAUUUCAGGAUGGCCGCACUCACUCCGACUUUGGCCAACUUCAACUUGGCCAACAUGUUGCUGAUCAGUGGCAUCGUGAUCACCUGCGUUUCCUUCCUGGGCUUCCUGGGAGCUCUGAAGGAGAACCGCUGCCUCCUCCUGACGUUCUUUCUGCUGCUCUUCUUUCUGAUGCUGGUGGAGCUGACUGUUGCAUGCUUGCUGCUCGUGUAUGAGGGAGAGAUUGCUGAACUGGUGCAAAAAGAUCUCAACGAGGGUUUGGAGAAGGCUAGAAAUUCUACAGAUUUGAGUGACUGGGACCUGAUUCAGGAGCAGCUUGAUUGCUGUGGAGUCAAAAAUGUGACAGACUGGGAAGGCAAUGUGCCUGAAUCUUGCUGUGUCACUAAAUGUAACGGCGACAACUACAGGAAAACGGGAUGUUUGGCAAAGUUGAAGACCUUCUUUGAGGAAAAUUUCCUCACCACUGGGAUUUCUGUCAUCGUUCUCUGCAUCGUCGAGGUCCUUGGAAUGUGUUUCGCCAUGACACUCUUCUGCCACAUCAGCAGAUCCGGCCUGGGUUACAAGUUAUAGACAACAUUCCCUCAAACAAUCCAUCUUUUAUCUGAGUAUUUUAGAGUAAAUAUUAGUGUACAGUUCUGUCCUCACAAAAGGCCAGAAAAGGCAUGCAAUGUUUCUGAAUAAGCUUAUUUAAAAAUCAGAAGAUUAUUUUGUGAGGACAAAUCGUGAUUUUUUUGUUUUAUCAGAAUCACAAAUAUUUUUGAAGUUAACACAGAAGAAACUUUCAGACAUGACAUCUCUGGCCUUCCAUAUCUGUGAGCGGUCAAGCGUGUAAAAUGCUAUUUCAGUCUGAGCUGUGCAAAAUCAAAGUGGCUUUGUACGCGACUUGCUUGUUGCUCUGAACGUCUACAUUGAAUGUUGUGUAUGUUGUACAUCAUUUGAUUAAAUCUUGUAAA
This is a messenger RNA of Larimichthys crocea (large yellow croaker), 1167 nucleotides long. RefSeq names its product leukocyte surface antigen CD53-like. NCBI's taxonomy places the organism in Eukaryota, Metazoa, Chordata, Actinopteri, Sciaenidae. The record is from RefSeq and is marked provisional. Gene Ontology annotation, cellular component: plasma membrane.